AUGAACAAGUUUCUUGCCCUGGUGGCUGUUUGGUUCUUUGUGGUGGGGACUGUGGUUGGUGAUUCUCUCAAGGAGCUUGGCAAUGCUAUCGAUGACAGAGAUGUUCCGGAGCGUGCUGUUUAUCUUGAAUCCGGUCUUCUUCCUCGUGAUGGACAUCUCACUGUCACCAUCACCGAUACCGUAUGUGAGACUCGGGUUCCUCCCACUACUUUGGUCACCGCUCCACAGCCCCCCGCUGUGACUCUCACUUCUGUGGCUCCGCCUACCUCGACCAUCGAGAAUACCCCUGUUCCCUCGGAGUCUCAUAGUGGCCAUACCACUGCGACUGUUCCUCCUGAGCCUUCCUCCAUGUCGACUGCCGAGCACACCCCCGGUACUACUGGCCCUGUCAUCCCGACGAGCACAGUUGUGUCCUCGGGUUCGCAGCCAAGUACUCAUGUGGGCUCUCAGACCACCGGUCCUACUCCAUCGAGCUCGCCUGCGACUUCGGCCGGACACCCAGGUAGCCACUCUGCCAGCUCCCAGACCACGGAGUCGGCGAGCACUGGCACGGCUCCCAGUAGCUCCCAUUCUUCCACUGCACCUCCCCUCUCAAACGAUGCAUUGGCCCAGGGAGGCAUGCAAGGCACACUGCUGGCUCUUGCCUUGACCUUCGUUGGCUUCAUGGCGGUUUAG
Messenger RNA from Aspergillus melleus, 675 nucleotides. RefSeq lists its product as uncharacterized. Lineage: Eukaryota; Fungi; Ascomycota; Eurotiomycetes; Eurotiales; Aspergillaceae. The transcript has 4 exons. The coding region runs from base 1 to 675 and encodes 224 amino acids. The record is from RefSeq and is a predicted model, not a curated record.